AGAACACACACUGGAGAGAAACCUUAUGAAUGUAACCAGUGUGGUAAAGCCUUUGCAGAAAACAGUACUCUCUUAAGCCAUGAAAGAACACACACUGGAGAGAAAUCUUAUGAAUGUAACCAGUGUGGUAAAGCCUUUGCAGAAAACAGUCAUCUCAUAAGACAUAAAAGAACACAUACUGGAGAGAAACCUUAUGAAUGUAAUGAGUGUAGCAAAGCCUUUGCAGAAAACAGUACUCUCUUAAGCCAUAAAAGAACACACACUGGAGAGAAACCUUAUGAAUGUAAUGAGUGUGGCAAAGCCUUUGCAGAAAACAGUACUCUCUUAAGCCAUAAAAGAACACACACUGGAGAGAAACCUUAUGAAUGUAACCAGUGUGGUAAAGCCUUUGCACAAAACAGUCAUCUCAUAAGCCAUAAAAGAACGCACACUGGAGAGAAACCUUAUGAAUGUAAUGAGUGUGGCAAAGCCUUUGCAGAAAACAGUACUCUCUUAAGCCAUAAAAGAACACACACCAAAGAGAAACCUUAUGAAUGUAACCAGUAUGGUAAAGCCUUUGCACAAAACAGUACUCUCUUAAGCCAUAAAAGAACACACACCAAAGAGAAACCUUAUGAAUGUAACCAGUGUGGUAAAGCCUUUGCAGAAAACAGUCAUCUCAUAAGACAUAAAAGAACACAUACUGGAAAGAAACCUUAUGAAUAU
Messenger RNA from Meriones unguiculatus (Mongolian gerbil), 705 nucleotides. RefSeq names its product zinc finger protein ZFP2-like. The transcript has a single exon. Gene Ontology annotation, molecular function: RNA polymerase II cis-regulatory region sequence-specific DNA binding; DNA-binding transcription activator activity, RNA polymerase II-specific. Lineage: Eukaryota; Metazoa; Chordata; Mammalia; Rodentia; Muridae. The annotation marks the transcript as partial. Gene Ontology annotation, biological process: regulation of transcription by RNA polymerase II. Gene Ontology annotation, cellular component: nucleus. The record is from RefSeq and is a predicted model, not a curated record.